Drosophila bipectinata is the source of this 3101-nucleotide messenger RNA. RefSeq names its product Monocarboxylate transporter 1 (gene Mct1). Gene Ontology annotation, biological process: transmembrane transport; monocarboxylic acid transport. Lineage: Eukaryota; Metazoa; Arthropoda; Insecta; Diptera; Drosophilidae. Gene Ontology annotation, molecular function: monocarboxylic acid transmembrane transporter activity. The record is from RefSeq and is a predicted model, not a curated record. Gene Ontology annotation, cellular component: membrane.
AGUCGCCGCCGUAUUGCACGGCACAGAGUUCGCAUUUUUCAAUUUUUAUUCGGCUGCCCGCUAACAACGAAUUCGGUUCGACUCGUCCCGCUAAAAAUCAAAAAAAAAAUUCUAAAAUUCAAAAAAAGAAUUCUUUUUCCAGAAAACAAAAACACCCAAGAAUAUAUGAAACUAUGAAAUAAAGUAGAAAAGGGAUUACAAGACCCCAUAAACCGUUAGGCCAUAAAAAUAAUAGAGUAUCGUAAAAGCUCUAUAGAAAGCGCGUGCAGUUUUGGUAAUCGAUGAUACGGUUUUGAACUCGUGCAAUCCCGUAAUCUCUAUGGCCGGACAAUUGCAACUGUAACCUACAAAAACAACAUAAAUUGUCAACAAAGUAAUUAAAAAGAUUCGCCAACUCAGGCAAAAAAACAAGAACAACAACUCUUUUGAAAAUCCAAAAAAAAUUAAUAAAAAAGAGAGUGCGUCAAGUGCAAUAAAUUAAUUAAGAAAUAAAAGCAAAGCAUUUAAGCAUUAUUGCCAAAAGUUUGCAACAUGCAACAGAGCUAGGAACAGCAUUAAGCUCACACCCACUUCCACAGGAGUAGGAGGAGAAGGAGACCUGGUGUGGACGUAACCAGAGUAUUUUAGCCCGGGGGCUAUAGUCAUCACACCAAAGCAUACAAAAUGGUACACGGACCGCCGGCACGCAGAAAAUCACAGCAGCAGCAGCAGCAACAAAAUGCUCCAUGCGAAAUGGAGCUGGAGCCACAGCCCACUCCGCCGGACGGAGGAUGGGGCUGGGUGGUGGUCUUUGGCUCCUUUAUGAUCCACAUUGUCACCGAUGGCAUGACCUAUUCCUUUGGCAUUUUCUACAAUGAGUUUCUGGAGUACUUCAACGAGGGCAAAGGUUAUACGGCCUGGAUAGCCUCGAUAAUGGUCGGUGUGACCUUCUCAUCGGGACCCAUUAGCUCUUCCUUUGUGAACCGCUAUGGCUGUCGAGCCGUGACCAUUGCUGGGUCCAUUCUGGCAGCCAGUUGCAUCAUCGUCAGCAUGUUCGCCCAGAAUGUCCUCACCCUGAUCAUCACCAUUGGCUUCGGCACGGGUCUGGGCUUCGGUCUCAUCUACCUGCCGGCCAUUGUCAGUGUGACGCAGUACUUCGAGGCCAAGAGAUCCCUCGCUACGGGAAUCGCUGUCUGCGGCUCGGGAUUCGGCACCUUUGUCUUUGCCCCGUUGACAAAGUAUCUCAUCGAGAGCUUUGGCUGGCGGGGAGCCAUGCUAAUCAUCGGAGGGAUCGUGCUGAACUGCAUCAUUUUCGGAGCAAUGUUCCGGCCACUGGAAGUGGAGGUGGGACCUUCGCAGACGCCGCCCAAUACUCCGAGUACUCCCAAUCUGGGCAAGAAGUCGGCCAUCAUUGAUGAGAACACCACGCCGGCAGAACUGGAGCCGCUGAAGAUCUUACCUAAGACGGAUCAGUACUUGCAACUGCCGCAGGGCGGGGCUGGAACAGGAGCCGGAGCAGGACUCUGUCGCUCCAAUAGUGUGGGCCACAACCUGAAGCCCACUAGUCUGAACAACAACUCGAAUGGAGCCAUCAAUGGCCAGGGACCCACCACCCUGGUGACCCCGCCCACUGCCGCAGCGGUGACCAAGAGCACCAGCAACGAUGACAUUGCUCGUAAGUGCCACAGCCAGUUGCAACUGACUCCGCUGAGGGAUGCCCAUCGGAGUGCCAGUGGCACUAUGUACCGCCCAGAUGCCCUCUACCAGGGUUCCCUUCACAAUAUCCCCGAUUAUGUGAGUUCCAGGAACGAUCUGAACAGGUCCAUCUCCGGUUCGGGGGUUAUCAAGCGUUAUGGAUCACUGCGUCAAAGCAACAACAUAUCCCAAAGUCAGGAAGUAGCCAAAUGCUGCGGCUGCAUCACCUGCUCUAAGGAGACUCGCGACACCUUCGCCGAGAUGAUGAACUUCUCGCUGCUCAAGGACGUGGUCUUUGUCAUCUUCUCCGUGUCCAACUUCUGCACCAGCAUCGGCUUCAAUGUCCCCUACCUGUAUGUGGCGGCCUAUGCCGAGAUCCUGAAGCUGAGCAAGUCGGAGGCCAGCUACCUGAUUGCCACCAUCGGAGUGGCCAACACAGUGGGCAGGAUAGUGCUGGGAUAUAUCUCGGACAAGCCCUGGGUGAAUCGUCUCCUCGUCUACAAUGUCUGCCUGACAGCCUGCGGUGUGGCCACUGCCAUGGUGCCAUUGUGCCUGAACUAUCAGACCCUGACUUUGUAUUGCGUGGUCUUUGGCUUCACCAUUGGCGCCUAUGUGGGUCUCACCUCGGUGAUCCUGGUGGAUCUCUUGGGUCUCGAUAAGCUCACCAAUGCCUUUGGCCUUCUGCUGCUCUUCCAGGGAAUCGCCAGCUUUAUCGGCCCACCCAUUGGAGGUUGGUUGUUCGACCUCACGGGGUCGUACUCCCCGGCAUUCCUGAUGGCCGGACUGAUGAUAGCCAUCAGUGGCCUCGUGAUGUUCGUCAUUCCGCCGCUCCAGCGUUUCCAGGCCCGUAAAUCGGAGCAGAAACAUCACGCCGAGCACCUAGCCUUAAGUUAGUUAUCCUCCGGACAGGACUCCCUAUCCUUUCGGUUUUUUUUUUUUUAUAAAACCAUCCCUGUUUUUUUUUUGUUUUUGUACCAUAAACUAUAAAGAUAUAUAACAUCUUGCAUACGAUUAGUUAAGGCCCUAGACAUCAUGAGAGAUAAUUUAUGUAAAAGAAAAGAUAUGUGUGUCUGUUCUAGAGCAAUUAUAGUUAUCCUGAUACGACUGUGCGUGUAUAUAGUCCUCCAGCCAUUAUAUAUAUAUAUAUGCGCCAUUAAAGCUUUUCCACAAAAAAAACGUAGAGUUGUAUUGGAAAUCGAUUCGAGGGAAAACCACAUAUGGUUUUAAAUAUUUCAACAGGCUAAGUAUACGACUAAAUGGGGAACAAAAAAGUUGCUGGAGAAGAAAAACGUUUUUUUUUUUGUAGCUAAAAAUAAAAUAUAAAUUUAAACUCUAAUUGUAAAUCAAACGUAUUUUUUUAUAUAUACUCUAAAUGUGUAAAGAAAACCCAAACAAUAAACUUUAUUCGUUAAACUUUGUAAAGUCAA